CAUUUAAAACAAGAUAUCGUUGAUAUUAAAUUGAUUAAGAUUCCAAUUCAAUCGCAUAUAAAUUGAUUUUUUUGUUAGAAUACAUUCGAACUAGGCAUAAUUGACAUAGAAUUUUUUGUUGACGACUUAGUUGGCAUAGUUACGGCGUCAGGUUUCUCCAAACCACGUGAAUCACGUUCCGUUUUGUUUGUACAAAGAUCGUCAGCGAAAACUUUCCUGUUGAAUCUUGCACUGCCUCUUCCAUGAUCUUCAUCUCAUUAUGUCGAAUCCUGAUGAUAUAAAAGCCAUCUGCGAAUGCCAGUAUGUUGGAGAAUGCACCUCCGAGACGAAGAAUUGUAACAAUACUCUCAACAUACACGAGAUCGACGAAGAGGAUAGUGAGACCGAAGCAACAACAACUGUAGAGCAAUCCAAUUCUGCUUCGGACGAGGAAGGCGAGAUCGCAUUGGCGACUAAAAACGCGCCGGAUGACGAAUCCGCGUAUGUCGCGGAGUCCUUCUACUCUGACGAAUCUUGUGACGGGUCCGAUAUCACCAACGUCACCUCAAGAUCGCUGAAUUCUUCUCUGCUCCUCGUCAACGAUCUUCAGAAUAGUCAGUGCUCGAACCAGAAUGACGUCGAAGUCGAUGAACUGAGGUGGGAAGACGACGAGUCCUGUCAGCUGAGCGACGAGCCGCCACGCGCGGCCACGGCGGACAGGUUAAUCAAGUCGAGGAGGUGCAGGCGAUGGAACAUGAGCUUCACCGACGAGGAAAUGCGCAGGAUCGAGCGGGAGAACGAGCUGCUGCUGAGGAAGAUCAUGGCGCAGCAGAAGCCACGGUACAAGAUCCUCGGCGAACGUACGGUUCAGCCCGGAAGCAGCAGUUCCGCGAUAAACAGGAGAAGGCUGCAGAAAAAGAUAGACGAUGAUAAUCUGCUGCUCCUUAAGAGAAUACAACAGGCGAAGUCGUGCGUCUUCUCGAAUGCAUCGAAAACGGGCUGUAGAUUGACGUUUUUAUAGAAUUUUUACAUUACUGCUACAUCGAGAAGGAUCUUUUGUAUUCAUCGGCAAGAGCAGCGUCAGUCAUAUAUCCGCUGACUCAAAUUUAAUAAAUUGGAUGUUAUCUGUGAAGAAGCAGCGGUACAAACGGUACACCAAGUUGUGAUACAAGUUGUCAUCUUUUAAUAUAUGUGUGAAAUUAAGGUAUUCGCAUUGUACUGGCUGGAAAUAGCUUUAUGACGCCCUUCCGACUCCGAUAUUUCCGCGAAGAAAAGUUCUUGAUUUUUCCAGAUAGAAAACAUUAACUUCGUACUUUUUGUGACUUCUUUAUUAAAACACAACGAUUACCAGUCUUGAAGAAUAGGUACACAUUUCUUUCAUUUUUCAUAUUUUGUAUACGGCGCAACCUUGUAAAACUCGUCUUGAAAAUUUGCUUGAAGGUAUCUCUA
Molecule: messenger RNA, 1428 nt
Organism: Linepithema humile (Argentine ant)
Lineage: Eukaryota; Metazoa; Arthropoda; Insecta; Hymenoptera; Formicidae
Gene: hmw
Product: hemingway
Source: RefSeq, a predicted model, not a curated record